AUGACUGGCACGUCGAACUGCACCGAGGUCACACCGCAAUGCCCCGUCUCGGCGACCACUUACGGGUACCGGCCCAACCUGGGAGGCAAUUGCUUGUUGGCAGCCAUCUUUGGGCUCUGCACGGUAUAUCAACUGGUUGCAGGCAUCAGGUCUCGCCAGAAGUUGUUCGCCAUUGCUCUCACGGUUGGCUGUGUGAUGGAGCUGAUCGGAUACACGGGGAGAAUCAAAAUGCAUAAAAACCCGUGGGACAGUGGUGGCUUUGAGACGCAAAUCAUCUGCUUGAUCCUUGCUCCAUCUUUCGUGGCUGCUGGGAUCUAUUGGUCCCUGAAGCAUAUUGUCAUGGUUCUCGCCCCCGAAAAAUCGCUGCUUCGGCCUGAUCUGUACCCAUGGAUCUUUGUUGGCUGCGACAUCGGCUCUAUCCUACUUCAAGCAGCUGGGGGUGGUGUUGCCGGAGCAGCGAAAUCAAACAACCCAAAGCUCCUUAAUGCAGGCAAUAACAUCAUGAUUGCAGGUAUUGCAUUUCAGGUCGCAACGAUGGCAGCAUGUGGUGUGCUAGCGGCCAUAUUUGUCGUUCGUCUGGUCAGAGAAGGCCGCCCGGAAGAAGUCCUUGCUUACGUUACAGUGCUCAUUCGUUGCAUCUAUCGACUUCCCGAGAUGGCUGGAGGCUGGGGCAAUCCCCUGAUGCAGAACGAAAAGGAAUUUAUGAUCUUGGAUGGCGCCAUGGUCGCAAUCGCUGUCAUUACCCUCACGGUCCUCCAUCCCCUUUACACCUGCCGUUUCUUAAGAAGAUGA
Messenger RNA from Aspergillus japonicus CBS 114.51, 792 nucleotides. Its product is annotated as RTA1 domain-containing protein. NCBI's taxonomy places the organism in Eukaryota, Fungi, Ascomycota, Eurotiomycetes, Eurotiales, Aspergillaceae. The coding region runs from base 1 to 792 and encodes 263 amino acids. The transcript is spliced from 4 exons. Gene Ontology annotation, cellular component: plasma membrane; fungal-type vacuole. The record is from RefSeq and is a predicted model, not a curated record.